Molecule: messenger RNA, 744 nt
Organism: Zygotorulaspora mrakii
Lineage: Eukaryota; Fungi; Ascomycota; Saccharomycetes; Saccharomycetales; Saccharomycetaceae
Gene: CSM3
Product: Csm3p
Exons: 1
Coding region: 1-744 (247 amino acids)
Biological process (GO): DNA replication checkpoint signaling; replication fork processing; DNA damage response
Cellular component (GO): replication fork protection complex; nucleus
Molecular function (GO): DNA binding
Source: RefSeq, a predicted model, not a curated record
AUGGAGGAGCUCAAGAAUCACUCGUUGGGAGAAUACGAUGGCGCAGACCCCACGGUAGCAGGUUCCAUGCUGGCGGACCCGACUCUAACAGUAGCAGAUCCCACCGCGACAGAGGGGCUUCGGGCACGCAGGGCUCAGGUGAAGCUCACGUCAGAACGAUUGCUGGCUGAGAAGGGGCUGCCGUGGGUGCUCAAGAACGGGCCAAAAAGAAUAAGAAUAUCGCGCAAAAAGCGUAGUACGUACGACAACCUGAAUCACAUUAUACAGUUUUACCAGCUGUGGGCGCACGAGCUGUAUCCGAAGGCAAAGUUCGACGACUUCAUCAAGCUGUGUCACACGCUGGGGAAGAAUGACAAAGUCCUCAGACAGUUCAGGGAGGAUGUUUUCAGGAAGGAGAUGUUGGGGGAGGCGAUAGAAACUGAAACUGUCUCGGAGUUCUUAAAUGAGGCGAUACAGGAGGGCAGUACUGUGGCGGCGCGCCCAGUUGCUUCACCAGAGCUCUCUGACGAGGAAGAAUUGUAUUCGAUCUCGAGAGGAAAUGAGGACUCCCGUGGGACAAGCAAAGAGUCAAAUGAUGGGCCAGAUAAAGGGCUAAGUAAGGGUCCAGAACUAAGCGAAGGGCCAGAAAAUGAAUCAGCAGAUUACGAAUUGGAAUUCGAGAUACAGCCAGAAGCACAAAAUGGUAAUGACUCUUUCGAGGAAGACGAAGAGGCUCUCGAAGUGAUGAAAGAAAUGGGAUUUUAA